Adineta ricciae is the source of this 708-nucleotide messenger RNA. The record is from the annotation of a GenBank genome assembly. NCBI's taxonomy places the organism in Eukaryota, Metazoa, Rotifera, Eurotatoria, Adinetida, Adinetidae.
AUGACAGCAAAAACAUCAUGUGCUGUCGACGGCUGCAAAAAGCCCGUCGCAUGUUUGUGUCAUCAUUGUAAAGAAAAUGUUUGUUCAAAACAUUUCAACGAACAUCAAACACAAGUUCUUAAUGAAUUAGGGCCGUUGAGUGACCGUCUAAAUGAGUUGAAAAUGCUUUUAUGUGAUACAGAAGCGGCAAAUGGACCGUUGAUAGAACUGAAGAUAUGGCGUGAGGAAAGAUACAAGGAAAUCGAUCGAAAAUACAACGAAAAAGUUAAAGAGUAUGAGAGAAAACUAGGCAAACAAGAUGAAGAAGUAUCAAAACUAAUGACGAGAAUCGGUGAGCUUACUAAUGAAGGUGAUGUGUCGUUUGAUCAAGUAGAGCAGUUAAAAGGAGAAAUUGAAAGAGUGACAAAUCAAGUACACUUGCUAACAACUGGAGAGCGAAGAAAUAUUCCUUCUGGUAAUACCACAACUGAUCGAGUUUUGCUAAAUACUUAUGUUCAACUUGGCCAUUCGAAAUGCUUGAUCAAAGACAAAGUAUCGUGUGCUGGUGAGGAUUUCUAUGCGAUGGAAAGCGAUAUGUCAUUAACGGGAUAUGAUGGAGUGUGUCCUCGUUGUGGAAAAUCACACACACCAUUGAAAAAAGGUCGAGGAUUUUACGUUUCUUGUCAAACUCUUCAUGAACGAUUAACAAAAAUAUCAAAUUCCGAAUGA